Messenger RNA from Symbiodinium pilosum, 555 nucleotides. Lineage: Eukaryota; Dinophyceae; Suessiales; Symbiodiniaceae. The record is from the annotation of a GenBank genome assembly.
AUGGUUGCAUCCAUAGACGUUCAGGCAUUGCGGGCUGCCAUGCAGAACAAGCAGUUCCAUGCCAAGGAGCAGUCGCUACUAAAGAUGAUUCAACAAGCCGAGGCUAUUCAUGUUCAACAGCGGAACAUGCUCGCCACAGCCAGAGAUCUUGCUGAAGUGUUCACCCUGCAGGUGGAUGCCUACAAGCUGGAGGUGACGCCCUUUGACACCAUCGCAAACCUCGCGGAGCAGCUGGCGCAGCAUGUCGACUGCGUGGCCAGCUCGCUGGCAAUCACUAAGGAUGGCCAGGUCUUGCCGGGCGAAGCCACGCUCAGUUUGCUUGGGAUCUCAGCAAGUGUCGCCCUGGGCGUCAAGUAUCCUGCCGCAAAGGGCAAGCAGAAGCGGCGGAACGGCCGUAGUGGCGCAGCGCGGCCCAAAAAGGCUGCGAAGGUCUCUGAAAAGGCCCAACCCAUAUCCCACGUCUGCGUGAAAACUUUGACUGGUAAGACCUUGCGUGUGGCGGAGAUCGACGGCGCCACAACUGUUGACGAGGUAAAGCAAAAGAUCCUGGACUGA